This is a messenger RNA of Nestor notabilis (Kea), 791 nucleotides long. It is a transcript of the gene XBP1, whose product is annotated as X-box binding protein 1. Bases 129 to 722 code for a protein of 197 amino acids. The record is from RefSeq and is a predicted model, not a curated record. The transcript has 2 exons. NCBI's taxonomy places the organism in Eukaryota, Metazoa, Chordata, Aves, Psittaciformes, Psittacidae.
GUUGUGAAGGAAUCACAGGUGGAUGAGAAUAGAUUGGUGACCGGGUCCGCUGAGUCCGCAGCACUCAGACUACGUGUUCCUCUGCAGCAGGUGCAGGCCCAGCAGUCACCAUUUCUGAUCAUUUUCACAUGGAUUCUGAUGGCAGUGACUCUUCAGACUCAGAGUCUGGUCUCCUGUUGGGCUUUCUGGACACUCUGGACCCAGAGAUGUUUCUUAAAUAUGCUGAUUCAGAGUCAAUGUGCCUGGAAAAGCUGGAGGAAGAGAUCUGUGGAGAAACAAAUUCCAUACCAGCCUCCCCCUCUCCCUCUUUGGGGUCCCCAUCAGCUAAGCUGGAGGCCAUUAAUGAACUCAUAAGGUUUGAUCAUGUGUACACCAAGCCCCUGAUACUGGAGAUUCCCGUUAAAAUGGGCAACCAAACCAAUAUGCUUGUGAAAAUUGAGGAGGUAUCUCUCUCUCCAUCUGAAGACAAAGCUAUCCCCAAGAUCCCAGUGUCUGUGAAAGAGGAACCGGUAGACAGCUUCAUGCCUGAACUGGGCAUCUCUCACUUGCUCUCCUCUCAUCAUAGCCUUGCAGCCUCAAGCUCUCUGUUGGAUGCCUGUAGUGACUCUGGAUAUGAAGGAUCCCUGUCACCCUUCAGUGACCUGUCCUCUCCAUUUGACAGUGACCAUGCUUGGGAGGAUAGCUUUGCUAAUGAACUCUUGCCCCAACUGAUCAGUGUCUAACCCAGUAGUGUUAACUCCCCUUGGACAAACAGGAUUAACAGAAUGUGUCCCUGUGGGGUGGGGGGAUGG